Molecule: messenger RNA, 1152 nt
Organism: Pseudocercospora fijiensis CIRAD86
Lineage: Eukaryota; Fungi; Ascomycota; Dothideomycetes; Mycosphaerellales; Mycosphaerellaceae
Exons: 1
Coding region: 1-1152 (383 amino acids)
Biological process (GO): positive regulation of TORC1 signaling; cellular response to amino acid starvation
Cellular component (GO): nuclear pore outer ring; Seh1-associated complex
Molecular function (GO): protein binding; structural molecule activity
Source: RefSeq, a predicted model, not a curated record
AUGGCUGCAAGCAAUGCAUUUCACCGCUUCUCACAUGGCCACCAGGAUCUGCUGCUUUCCGUAGACUACAACUACUAUGGUACGCGUAUGGCCACGGCAUCUGCCGACCACAGGGUCAAGGUCUGGGACCGCAACGAGAAGACUGGCCAGUGGCUUGUCACAGACGUGUGGACAGCACAUGACGCUGAAGUCAUCGGUGUGAAGUGGAACGGCCCAUUCGUUGGAGAGCACUUGGCAAGCAUUGGCGAUGACGGCUACCUGAGGAUAUGGCGUGAAGAUGUCAGCGAAGCGCACAAUUCCGGGCGAAGGUUCAAAAGGAUCUACCAGCAACGCACCGAGACUGGCAUCCCUUAUAUGUCUCUCGAUUUCAAAAACAUUGGCACUGAGAGCUAUCUUGCCGUAAUAACACGCGACGGCCAUCUGACAGUUUGUGAACCUGACGAUCAUGAUGACCUCUCAGCCUGGCGGAAGAUGUGGUCAGAACCACUUUGUAGACCGGCGCCUCCAAGGACCGAAGAAACUGCUUUCCGUGUAAGCUGGCAUAAGGAGAAGAUACCGGCGUGGCCAGCAGUGCUUGCAGGCUUAGACCGAAAAAGUCUGAGUCUUGCCGUAGCGAUUGGCAAUUCGGUAAAAAUAUUUCGAACCGAUAAAGAGCGCAAGUUCUACAUUGCUGCAACGCUUGAAGGUGCCAAAGACCUCAUCAGAGAUGUCAACUGGGCAAACGGUAGCAUGCGAGGAUUCGACAACAUCGCAACCGCAAGCAAGGAUGGUUUCAUUCGGAUCUAUGAGCUCCAUACUCCUGGCGCGGCCUCCUUACCCACCUCAACAAAUGGCUCUGGGUCAGGAUAUGAUACGCCGCAAACACACACUCCAGUUUCAAGACCUGCUCGCUCGGGAAUUGGCGCUGGACUAGCCGGUGGUGCUCGUGGCCGACGUGAUGACAACGCUGGAGCACCAGGAGCUGUCAAACAAGACGUCAAGCUGGUCGCGGAACUCGAAUCGCACAAGCAGACGCCUUGGCGAGUGUCGUGGGCACCCAUGGCAGACAUGCUCUUGACUACUGGAGAUGAUGGUGCAACUCGAGUCUGGAAGAAGUCUGUAGAAGGCAAAUGGGUUGAAGCGGCUGAGAUUGAUGCCACAUCAAGCUCUUGA